This is a messenger RNA of Cuscuta europaea, 1136 nucleotides long. NCBI's taxonomy places the organism in Eukaryota, Viridiplantae, Streptophyta, Magnoliopsida, Solanales, Convolvulaceae. The record is from the annotation of a GenBank genome assembly.
GUUAAACCAUCGGUAGAAAUGUGUUCAUGCAUGGUUGAUCUGUUCGGGCGGUCUGGGCAGCUGGACCGUGCACUUGAGUUUAUCAACUCUAUGCCUGUGGGACCCGGUCCGAGCAUCUGGGGGGCCCUCUUGAACGCAUCCACACUACAUGGGCACAAUGAGAUGCGCGAAUUGUCAUACAAGUUUCUUGUUCAGAUGGAACCGGAGAAUCCAUCGAAUUAUGUUUCCCUUUCAAACUUAUAUGCUUCUUCCCAGAGAUGGGAUGUUGUUUCAGAAGUGAGAAGGUUGAUGAAGGAGAGAGGAAUGAAGAAAUUGCCUGGCUGUAGUUGGAUUGACAUCAAGAGAGAAACUCAUUGCUUUUAUAUUGCUGACAAGGCACAUCCCUGCUGUGAUAUGAUUUAUGAGAGGUUGGUUGAACUUAGUUCAAUGAUGAAGCAAGCUGGUUUGGAGCCUGCGUUUGAGAGUGGAAUAACGUUGUGUGAAUGAUGACUUGAUCUACUAAUGAGCUCCGUGAAUGCUUGAUGGAAGCUUGAGGGAAGCUCCUUAUUGUGAUAAAAAUAAUUCAUUAUCUGCACACCGACACGCUUGUUACAAGGUUAGUGAGCGUGAAAACCAAAUCUAUAGCUUUGGAGCUGACUGGAAGGACUUGGUUUUAAAAAAGGGAAAUCAAAGCCGCUGAGAUUGGUAAAAGGAAACAUCUUAACAUUGAGGAGAUUAUGUGCAAUAUCUAUACACACAUUUGAUAAAAGAUCUGUUUUGCAGAGUCAUUUGGAGACAUCAAUUACUCGGCACAGGGCACAUAUAAUGAAGCUAGAAUUGAUUUUUAUUUUUAAAGAUACUGGAUUAUGAUGAAUCGAGUUCAGAGCAAGUCAAUGGGGUGAAAAAUUUCCUGGGCGACUAUGUGGAACACAAUCAAUCUGCACUUGUUUAUUAAGAUUAAUGUGUAUAAAAAGUUUUCUAUUUAUGCCUAUAAUAAUGUUGAUGGCAUGUUUUUAAAGUAAAUGAGGCUGGCAUGUUUCUUGACCCCAAUAUCUUUUGGGACUAAGGCUUGGAUGUUGUUGUUGUUGUAAAUGAUGACAGCAUGUUAUUCGAUGAAUUUUGGUAAUUACAUAAAUGAGUUGUUAUGUGCUCUUUAA